UUAAUAAUCUUCUCGUGCGCAACAACAAGCGUUUCGUAAUUCGAAAUUCGUAACACAAAUCUAGUGAUAGAAAGAGAAACAGGCGACUUGUGAGUUGUGAAAGAUGAAGAUCACUGUCAUGACUGCUGAUGAACAAAUUCUCACUUUGGAUGUCGAUCCUCACGAAUCUGUGGAAAACGUCAAGGCAUUGCUGGAGGUUGAGACAAGUGUCCCUAUUCAGCAACAGCAACUACUCUUCAAUGGGAAGGAGAUUAGGAAUUCUGACAAGUUAAGUGCCAUAGGCGUGAAGGAUGAUGAUUUGCUUAUGAUGGUCUCCUCCGGUGGUGGCAGUGGCAGCAGCGGCGGUGCUGCUAGUGGAACUGCCAAUGAAUUGAGUUUAAAUGCCGAUGGAUCCGCUGUAAACCCCAGUGCUUUCCAGCAGCACAUAAGACGUGAUUCUAAUUUGAUAGGUCAGCUCUUUCAGAGCGAUCCGGAGUUGGCGCAAGCUAUUCUUGGGAAUGAUCUUAACAGAUUGCAGGAAGUUUUGCGAAUGCGUCAUCGCCAAAGGGAAGAACUACAGCGUCAGAAAGAAGAAGAGCUUGCUCUUCUCUAUGCGGAUCCUUUUGAUGUUGAAGCCCAAAGAAAGAUUGAAGCUGCCAUUCGCCAAAAAGGAAUUGAUGAAAACUGGGCAGCUGCAUUGGAACAUAAUCCUGAAGCUUUUGCUAGAGUGGUUAUGCUCUAUGUUGAUAUGGAAGUUAAUGGUGUCCCACUGAAGGCAUUUGUGGAUAGUGGAGCCCAGUCUACCAUUAUAUCAAAAAGUUGUGCUGAGCGCUGUGGAUUGUUGAGACUCUUAGAUCAGCGAUACAAAGGUAUUGCUCAUGGAGUUGGUCAAUCAGAAAUAUUAGGUCGAAUACAUGUAGCUCCAAUCAAGAUUGGGAGUAUAUUUUACCCUUGCUCAUUCUUAGUUCUGGAUUCUCCCAAUAUGGAGUUCCUUUUUGGGCUUGAUAUGCUCCGAAAGCACCAGUGUAUAAUUGAUUUAAAAGAUAAUGUUUUACGAGUUGGUGGUGGAGAAGUUUCAGUGCCAUUUUUGCAUGAGAAAGACAUACCGUCACGGUUUCUUGAUGAGGAAAAGUUUAAGGAGGCUUCAAGCUCUGGCGCACAAGUUACAUCAGGGGGCAAUAAUCCAUCACCAAGGGGCCAGUCUUCUGGGGGAGCUUCUGGCGACAAGUCUAAGGACUCUGAAUUUGAAGCCAAAGUUGCAAAGCUUGUUGAGUUAGGAUUUGGAAGAGCUGCAGUAAUAGAAGCUCUUCAAUUAUUUAAUGGCAAUGAGGAACAAGCAGCAGGAUUUCUUUUUGGGGGCUGAAAGGAACAAUUAUUAGAAACGAUUGAUUUCAAAUUUUAACUCAUUCCAUUUACAGGAUUUAUAAAAUUGGAAUUUUAGACCUGAUGACAUUUACUGUGAAAUUGUUCAUACUGUAAUGGAAGUUUCUUUUUAUUUGAUAAACCAAUUUGUGGAUAA
This is a messenger RNA of Arachis duranensis, 1498 nucleotides long. Its product is annotated as protein DNA-DAMAGE INDUCIBLE 1. Gene Ontology annotation, biological process: proteolysis. NCBI's taxonomy places the organism in Eukaryota, Viridiplantae, Streptophyta, Magnoliopsida, Fabales, Fabaceae. The coding region runs from base 104 to 1342 and encodes 412 amino acids. The transcript is spliced from 16 exons. Gene Ontology annotation, molecular function: aspartic-type endopeptidase activity; protein binding. The record is from RefSeq and is a predicted model, not a curated record.